CAGAUCAGCUAUCUACGCUGCACGUGUCUGACCCAAACCCCGACGACGCUUUCCAAGGUUUUCUCCUUCUUUUUAUCUAUCUCCCACGCUAAAGAGGAGAGAGACAGUACACAACACAACCAUCUUCCUUCCAUGUUUUUUUUUUUGUUGGCGCAGGUGCAGCCGUGCAGGGUGGGGGAGCAAUAACCAUUGAGCCAAGAGGGGCGAUAGAACUUAGAAGAAGCUCUCGCUCAAGCCUCAAGAGAAUCUUCAACUUCAUUAUUUAAGCUGGAGGAAUCACGAUUCUAUAAUUCUCGGUGAUUGACCCACCAUUGAUGAAGCUAUACUCUGGUGAUGGAGGCGGAAAUUCCGACUAACUUUACCUACAUGGGGCGGAGCUUCGGUGAACUUAGCAUUAAUGAUGACUCAUCUUCUGCUUUCAGUGACUGCAACAGCGAUCGAUCAGGCGAAUUCCCCACGGCCUCUGCGCAUAGCCGCCGCCUCCUAGUCGCUUGUGCCUCUGGGGAUUCUGACGAACUGAUCCGUCAGCUUGUCUCCGAUCUCGAGUCCGGCUCGCUCUCCUUGCAGAGGCAGGCGGCCACGGAGAUAAGACUCCUAGCUAAGAACAAGCAGGAAAACCGCCUCAAGAUCGCUCGAGCUGGCGCGAUAAGGCCUCUAAUUUCACUAAUCUCCUCUUCUGAUUCUCAGCUUCAAGAGAAUGGUGUCACCGCGAUAUUAAACCUGUCUCUGUGCGACGAGAAUAAGGAUCUAAUUACCGUGUCGGGAGCAAUUAAGCCCUUGGUGAGAGCUCUCAAGUCCGGAACAGCGACCGCGAAGGAGAACGCCGCGUGUGCUCUGCUUCGCCUCUCGCAGAUCGAGGAGAACAAAGUUGUAAUUGGGCGGUCCGGAGCCGUCCCACUUCUUGUUUACCUACUGGAGAAUGGUGGUUCUCGCGGGAAAAAGGACGCAUUAACGGCUCUUUACUCUCUCUGUUCAGUGAAGGAGAACAAAAUCAGGGCGAUUCAAGCCGGGAUAAUGAAACCGCUUGUGGAAAUAAUGGCGGGUUUCGAGACGGGUAUGGUUGACAAAGCGGCUUACGUUUUGAGCACCCUGGUUUCUGUAGCGGAAGGGAAAACUACUUUGGUCGAUGAAGGUGGCAUCCCAGUACUGGUGGAGAUCGUGGAGGUGGGAACGCAGAGACAGAAAGAGAUAGCAACGGCGGUUCUUUUACAGAUUUGCGAGGACAACUUGAUUUAUCGUACCAUGGUAAGCCGGGAAGGGGCGAUACCGCCGUUGGUGGCUUUGUCACAGUCCGGCACCACUCGCGCCAGAGAGAAGGCGGAGGCACUUAUUGCUCUACUCCGGCAACCGAGAUCCGGGAACAACGAGGCGAGGACGUCAGAUGUGUCAGACUAGUGAGUCUCGGCCACCGACCACCGUUAAGAAAAAUCAAACGACGAGAACACCCAUCGAUGGGAGAAAGAAAAAGAAAACGGGUUGAAGUAAAAAAGAUGUAAAUAUAAAGCUAUCGAGACUGUAAAUUCAUGAUAGUGAAGUUCUGAAGUGGAUCUACUGGUCUAUGUCUAAUGUCUAUGAUAUGUGAUUUGAAUUGAAGUAGUCUUGGAAGGUUGGAUUGAGAUAUUUUUUGUUUUUUUAAUAUUAAUGAGUCAAGUAAGGAGGUUUCCUACACGACUCAUCCUACUUUUGCCAUGUGGAGAUGAUGUGGCUAAUUUGAACCAUCCACCAAGUGAAUGAGCCUCUCUCACCCAGUGUAUAAA
Molecule: messenger RNA, 1757 nt
Organism: Nelumbo nucifera (sacred lotus)
Lineage: Eukaryota; Viridiplantae; Streptophyta; Magnoliopsida; Proteales; Nelumbonaceae
Molecular function (GO): protein binding
Source: RefSeq, a predicted model, not a curated record